Cryptomeria japonica (Japanese cedar) is the source of this 348-nucleotide messenger RNA. Its product is annotated as zeaxanthin epoxidase, chloroplastic-like. The transcript has a single exon. The record is from RefSeq and is a predicted model, not a curated record. The coding region runs from base 1 to 348 and encodes 115 amino acids. NCBI's taxonomy places the organism in Eukaryota, Viridiplantae, Streptophyta, Pinopsida, Cupressales, Cupressaceae.
AUGACUUUACAACAAAUUUUAGCAUGCGCUGUUGGUUUAGAGAUCAUUGAAAAUAGGAGCAAUGUUGUGGACUAUAAAGAAGAUGGGAUAUGGUCAAAGGUAUGUAGAAAAUUAUUUGGUCUGAAAGAAGCCACAUACUCAGAUUAUACAUGCUAUACUGGCAUUGCAGAGUUUGUACCAACUGAUAUUGAAAAUGUGGGGUAUCGAGUAUUUUUGGGUUACAAGCAGUACUUUGUUUCUUUAGACGUUGGAGGUGGAAGGAUUCAGUGGUAUGCAUUCCAUAAUGAACCUGCUGGGAAUGAUGAUCCUCCUAACUAUGCUGGUUGGAAAGACCGUAGAAACUGUUAG